Scatophagus argus is the source of this 3964-nucleotide messenger RNA. RefSeq names its product RNA binding fox-1 homolog 3a (gene rbfox3a). Gene Ontology annotation, biological process: regulation of alternative mRNA splicing, via spliceosome; nervous system development. The transcript is spliced from 20 exons. Bases 701 to 1846 code for a protein of 381 amino acids. Gene Ontology annotation, cellular component: nucleus; cytoplasm. NCBI's taxonomy places the organism in Eukaryota, Metazoa, Chordata, Actinopteri, Scatophagidae. The record is from RefSeq and is a predicted model, not a curated record. Gene Ontology annotation, molecular function: mRNA binding.
CAGAGCCACUCAGGUGCUGCUGCAGUUGGUGCGACCUCCACCGACGUUUCCAGGCUUGGCAGGAACCGCCUGCACAGGAAGCAAGUGAAGAAAAAGAUGCAUGAACGGACCAGCAUCAUGUGGUGUCCGUGAAUUCAGAGGGAGGGAGGCGGAGUUCAUCUGGUGUAAUAAAAGUAAGCUUGGAGGAAAAUGUGACAGAUGUGGAGGGCCUGUGCCAGCGAGAAAAGCGAGAGUGGGACUGUCAGACAUGUCGACUCCGGCGUAGUGAUGGAUGGAGAGUGAGAUAAUUGCUAGCGCCCGGGAAGGUCAGCCAAGUAUCCCGCCGUAGGUGCCAAAGUGAAAUCUACAGGACUACAAUUACUUGGACAGACUGAGGCGGCGGAGCGGAGUGAAUGACAGAAACCGAUUGGUUUUCUGCGGCGCUGACAUUGGACUUCACUCUCAAGUGAUUUCUCCCCUCCCGCACACCUCCGCCCUCCCGCACACCUCCGACCUCCGACCUCCACCUCUCACAGCUCUGUAAUUGUCCCUGUGUGAGACAUCACCGGAAAUCAGGCCGAGCAGGUUGUAUCUGACGGAGGGACCGGUGCCGCGCUCCCAUCCCCGCGCUCCUUCAGCAACAACACUGCUUCGUCAGCACCUGUGGCAGCAGCAGCGAGUCGACUGACCCCAGCUUCAGCCCAACCGGCUUUACCUGUACAUGGAGACCCCCAGCUGGGCAGGAAACACGUUGUGUAAGUCAGGAAGCAUUGCUGUCUUCGGGAACGUGGUGUACAGCGGACUGCUGAACGAUCACCUCUGGCAUUUGGGAGUGCCCCUCUUUACAAGACUGGGUAACCAAGAGGCCACCAACCCCCCAGAAGCGAUGGCCCAGCCGUACACUCCAGCCCAGUACCCGCCUCCCCCACAGAACGGCAUCCCCGCAGAGUUCGCGGCGCCGCACCCGCUUCCAGCGCAGGACUACACCGGGCAGAGUCGGGUUCCUGAGCACGCCAUGACCCUGUACACGCCCACACAGACGCACAGCGAGCCGGCCGGCACUGACAACAGCACGCCCGCCAUCACCGCCACCACGACCGCACCGACAGAUGAUGUGACGCAAACAGAGGGCUCUCAGCAGCUCCAGCUCCAGCACUCAGACUCUUCAGAGAAGCAGCAGCCCAAAAGGUUACAUGUCUCCAACAUUCCCUUCCGCUUCCGAGACCCUGACCUAAGGCAAAUGUUUGGGCAAUUUGGAAAGAUUUUAGAUGUGGAGAUUAUCUUUAAUGAGCGAGGAUCCAAGGGCUUUGGGUUUGUAACUUUUGAAACAAGCACAGAUGCUGAUCGUGCACGGGAGAAACUAAACGGUACAAUCGUAGAGGGACGCAAAAUAGAGGUGAACAAUGCAACAGCACGAGUGAUGACAAACAAAAAAGUGGCCAACCCGUACACGAAUGGCUGGAAGCUGAACCCGGUGGUGGGAGCUGUCUAUGGUCCUGAACUGUACGCCGUAACAGGGUUUCCCUACCCUGCCACAGGCGCCACGGUGGCCUAUCGGGGUGCCCAUUUGCGAGGUCGAGGGCGGGCUGUGUACAACACGUUCCGCACAGCUCCGCCGCCGCCGCCGAUCCCAGCUUACGGAGCGGUGGUGUACCAAGAUGGCUUCUAUGGUGCAGAGAUCUAUGGUGGCUAUGCAGCAUACAGAUUUGCCCAGCCCACCACCACCGCUGCUUACAGUGACAGCUACGGCAGAGUCUAUGCAACAGCAGACCCCUACCACCACACGAUUGGCCCUGCCGCCACAUACAGUGUGGGGACCAUGGCUAGCCUAUACAGAGGAGGGUACAGUCGCUUCACUCCCUACUAAAAGAAAGAAAAAACGCGAGAAAAGACAGAGACAUUACCCCAACAAACAAACAAACAAACAAAAACAAUUAAAAAAAAAAAAAACUCAAAACAGGCGAACACCUGGUCCUGGGUGGAGAGCUAAAUCAAACUAAAAGCUUCCAGGUCCCCAUGCUGAGCCCCCUCCCCUGACUCCCUCUCAAGCCGAUAUUUCUACAACAACCUAUUUGAUGUCAUCAUUGGUCUGCUCUUGUUUUGGAUUCAUUUCUGUGCUUUUGGUUUUCUUUUGGACAGUUUUAUGCACAUGUGCAUUAUCUCUGAUUGCCGUAUACGGGUGCUGUGUCACCAUAACCAAUGUGAGCCUACUGCAGCACGCAUGAUGCAUGCUCAGAGGUGUGUGUAUGCAGCCGCCGUCAUCUGACUAAGAAUAUACUGGGGCAUUUCUAUGAUACGCACACGACCAACUUGGCAGGUCCGAUCAGGCCGAUCACUGAUCCAUCAUUCAGCGUGCAGAAGUAAAGCUCAGUCCACAGCCUGACUCACAUGCCUCGGUGAUUCUUAGCUCAAAGACGGCGCUGCUCUGAUUGCUUUUGUUAUUCUUCCAACGUUGGAGUCCUACUGUUGUGCACCUGCAGUGGAGCGUUACAAGCUGUACUAUGUGGUAUGACAGCAUGCAGAGCAAAGGGUCAUGAAGGUCAGAGUUCUGUCCUGGACUCACAAUGCUCACACUCCAGCCCAGUCUCCUGCAAAUCACUGUUAACCUUUAUAUGCAGCCAUUCUGCGCCAGCGGUCGCCUUUUGGGAGGAAAUGUAACUCUGGCUGAGUUGCGUUCAGGGACAAAGUCUUGUGGCGCAGCGUUUGCUUUUCCCACCAGCAGCCUGGGUUAGCAUCUUGUCACAGGCCAAAAGAACCGCGUGCUGCCUGAAAUGGUUUCACUCAUUGGACCCGACCGUGUCAAACUCAGCCGCGUCGUAGCACAGGCUUUCUGAACGUGUCCGAUGCAAUCAUUACUGUGAUUUUUUCAGACUUCACGCAGCUCAAGCUGUUGCUUCAGUGUAGUUAUUGUGUUAGCAGCUCAGCUCUCUGGCAGCCUUAACGUGACGUAUCAGCGCUAACGAUAAAAUGCAGUCCUGUGGAACAUCACGACAACCGUCUGAGUAGAGAACAGCUUGAUGUUAGAGUUUUAUAAUCAACUAAUAACCAAGUCAAAAACGAAGUCAAAUGCCAAAACAAUUCUGGUUCAGCUGUCUUCAGUUUUACUCUGAACUGAACCUCCACCUCCACCACCUGACAGCCUCCAUCAGGACCUCCUAUUGGCCAUUCUGAACGAUUCAACGUGAUCUCACCGGAUGCCACACAAAGCGAACGCCGCAAAAAGAUCCCAGUUUUGAUUUAAUUACGUUUACUUACUUAUGUGAUGGAAGUUGUGUAAGUUAACUGACGGCCAUAGUUUAAAACAGACAUGAACUCCUGGUGAAAGUCACGCGUUUGAAUAACCUCCUCCCUCUACGAACUUUUGCGCUCUUUACGAUUACGAUUUUCUGUUUUCGGCCCUGUGACAUUCGCACCUAAAGUGACGCGCCAAAGCUUUAAUGUGUCGCAUUUCACCGAGCAGGCUGAUUGGUCUGCUUAGCCCAAAAUACGACCGCUAAACGCAGACGGUCGCACACGGACUGAAUUUGCAGAAGACACGGCUGUGUGUCCUCCCUGAUACACCACAGCAGAUGAACUGUACUCAGAGGUGCACUGUAACACAUGUUCCCCACACACACACACACACACACACACGCACACACACAGCACUGAGGUGGGUGGACCUGACAGACUGGCCGCGCUCGCCCUCUCCCUGUUUUUUAAGCAUUGCACAAAGUGUUUUACCUCAGGAUAAGCUAACUGAAACUCACAAACUGGAAUACAGUGCUAUUCACUCCUCAGCAGGCAGGAUAGGUUCAUUUCUAACACAACCAGCAGGUUUGUCCUCUUUGCAACACGGCUUUCUAGAAGAUUUUUCACUUUUGUUUGAGCAGCGACCCCAAGAGAGGAUGACAAAAUAAGACUGUACUGUUGUUCUUUGUUAAAGCUCCUGUAUGAUAUAUAUAUGUAGACAUAUACUGUAUAAAACAUUUCAACUGUAUACACA